Prunus armeniaca (apricot) is the source of this 195-nucleotide messenger RNA. The record is from the annotation of a GenBank genome assembly. Lineage: Eukaryota; Viridiplantae; Streptophyta; Magnoliopsida; Rosales; Rosaceae.
AUGGCGAAGCAAGAAAGCAUAGAGCCGUGCAAGAAAGAAGCCUGCUACAUUCAAGCAUGUCUCUCCAAGAACAACUUCCUCCCUCAAAAGUGCAUUACAGUCAUUGAAUUGCUGCAGUCUUGCUGCGAGAAACACAAUUACAAUUCGACUCACUGUGCUUCGCUCUCUGGUCUUUUGAAGCAAAAGCCGAAGUAG